AUGGAAUAGCCAAAAAAAAUUCCCGCCAUUUAAAAAUAUAUAAAAAACGUAGAGAUCCGUUUAUGCUGCGUGAUGAUGAAUUUCAAAUGAGGUACCGAUUUUCAAAAAAGGGCGUAGAAAAAAUAAUUGACUUGGUGAAACAGGACUUAACGUUUGAUAAUAGAGGCGCUGGAACUUCCGCAAGAUUACAAGUUCAGUAGCUUUGCGAUGUUGGAGUCGUAGAGAAGUACAAGACGAUGCAGGUGAUUUACAUGGCCUUAGCCAGGCUGCGACUGACUGCAUUUGCGUUAGAGUAGCUAGUGCUCUUGCAAAACAUGCCGCAACUGUGAUUAAAAUGCCAGAAUCAUUGAUAGAAGAGGAAGCAAAUAUGAAAAGCUUCAAACGCAAAAAAAAUUUUCCAAAUGUGAUUGGUGCAAUUGAUUGCACGCACAUAAAAAUUAAAAAAGUGGGUGGAGAUAUUUCCCAAUAUUAUAUAAAUCGGAAAGGGUAUUAUUCAUUAAACGUACAAGUGGUAUGUGAUGCAAAUUUAAAAAUUUGCAAUGUAGUCGCAAGAUGGAGAGGUAAUACGCACGACUGCCGGAUUUUCGAUGAGUCAAUUUUUAAAGAACAGUUAGAGGCAGGUAAAUUCAAAGGGCGCUUGGUUGGCGAUUCAGGAUACAAACUUUAACCAUACCUAUUCACUCCAAUACUGAAACCACAAAACGCAAAAGAAGAACGAUACAAUGCUGCACACAUCACCACCAGAAAUACAAUUGAAAGAUGCUUUGGUGUGUGGAAGCAAAGAUUUCGUUGUCUUCUAGAUGGGUUGAAUAUAUCAUUGGAGAAUGCGAAAACAGUUAUAGUCGCACUUGCAGUAUUGCACAAUCCUGCAAUUACUUACAAUGAAAAUGACUUCAAAAUACCUUAUAAUGACAAUUUUUCUGCGGCUAUCAACUAUCAACUUUAGUUCCUUAUCUGACUGUGAAGAAAUAUG
This is a messenger RNA of Teleopsis dalmanni, 973 nucleotides long. RefSeq names its product putative nuclease HARBI1. The record is from RefSeq and is a predicted model, not a curated record. Bases 335 to 667 code for a protein of 110 amino acids. Lineage: Eukaryota; Metazoa; Arthropoda; Insecta; Diptera; Diopsidae. The transcript is spliced from 3 exons.